This is a messenger RNA of Eutrema salsugineum, 704 nucleotides long. Its product is annotated as auxin-responsive protein SAUR50. The transcript has a single exon. The record is from RefSeq and is a predicted model, not a curated record. NCBI's taxonomy places the organism in Eukaryota, Viridiplantae, Streptophyta, Magnoliopsida, Brassicales, Brassicaceae. The coding region runs from base 85 to 408 and encodes 107 amino acids. Gene Ontology annotation, biological process: response to auxin.
CCCCUUUCUCCAUAACUCUCGCUCCCUCUCUCUCUCUCUCCAAACACAACCAAAAGCUUGUCUCUCUCAAGAACCCAAAAAAAAAUGGCGAUAAUGAAGAAAUCUUCAAAGCUCACUCAAACAGCAAUGCUGAAGCAGAUUCUAAGAAGAUGCUCGAGCUUAGGGAAAAAGAAUGGAGGAGGGUACGAUGAAGAUUUCCUCCCACUUGACGUACCAAAGGGACACUUCCCUGUCUAUGUCGGAGUGAACAGAAGCAGAUACAUUGUCCCAAUCUCCUUCUUGACUCACCCUGAGUUCCAAUCUCUAUUACGACGAGCCGAGGAAGAGUUUGGAUUUGAUCACGACAUGGGUCUCACCAUUCCUUGUGAUGAACUCGUCUUUCAAACCCUAACCUCCAUGAUCCGAUGAUUAUUUUAAGUUAAAUAAUUUGAAGAAGAAGCAGAAGGAGAUGGUUAAAGAAGAAACAGAGCUUCUCUUUACAGAAAAUAGCAUCUCUUCUCUUUUUUUUAGUUUUUUUUUCUUCUUUUCUAAGCCCAGCUAGGGUUUUUUUACGAGUUAAUUCAUACUCGUCUAACAAGAAAGAAACCCAUAUGACAUAGAGAUUCUAUGGGUUCAAAUCUGUAAAUAAAAGCGUGUUAUGUUUUUCCUCAUGGAUCUUGAUUCUGUGAGAGAAGUUGAUUAAUGCAAGAGGAAGUAUUUCUCUA